GAGUGAAUCAUCGUAAACGUGACUGGAAAUUUAAUUUUGCGCGGGAUGCAUGGACGAAGUUAAAGCGGAGUAAAACAGUAUAACAGUAUAACUCAUAUAAAACAUGCCUGCAAAACUAUCAAUAUCCUUGGCUAGAAGCCUUUCUAGCAUGUCUAGAUCUAAUAAGUCCAAUAAUAUAGACCAGUCAACAUUGGUUUUGACUCAAGUUAUUUUUAGACAUGGUCACAGAUCCCCAGACCAAAAACUCAACUAUCCUGGAGAUCCGUAUGAACUCGAGCCCUAUUUACCAUAUGGAAGAGGUGAGCUAACUUUGAUUGGAAGAAAACAAUGUUUUGCGUUCGGCCAAACACUGCGCAAUCGCUACUCGAAAUUCCUAGGCCCUGACUACGUCAACGGAUUAGUUGAAGCAAAAAGUUCCGAAAUCUCUCGUGCGCGAACCACUCUUCAAUUAGUGCUAGCCGGCCUCUUUCCACCAUCAUCAACCAGCAAAAUUCACGAUACCCUCAACUGGCAACCCGUGCCUUUCACUUAUAAACCACUAAAAGAAGACGCUCUCAUAGGUAGAGCUAUUGUAAAUAUGUAUCAGCACGAAGACCAUCCAGAAUUUCGUAAAACUGCCAACAGUCAAGAGGUGAUUAAAUGUAUAGAAGAAGAUCUGAAGUGGAAUGUAAGAGUUCAAGCACAAUGUUUACUCCUUUUCGAUACCCUGAAAACUCAGAUUGGCGUAGGCCUAGAAAUGCCAAAGUGGUGCGUGGAAAUUUUCCCAAACAAAUUGAAAAAAGAAUUUGAAGAUUUUACCAAACAUAACUUCGCCCGAAAGGAUUUUAUUAUUGGUGGAUUUGGUGAGUUUAUCAAAGAAAUCAAUAACAUUAUGACCCAAAAAGUUGAAGAAAUUACUAGGAAUGGAGAGAAACUUCCCAAGAUUUUUCUGUACUCUGGACAUGAUAUUAACAUCGCGGGUAUUUUAAGUAUUUUCAAGCAGUUUGAUUCUACAAAAUGGCCGAACUACAUGUCAAAUAUUACGUUUGAGUUACACAAAAUCGAUGGGGAAUUCUACGUAAAGAUACUGCACCAAAAUGGACCAGAGGAUGCUAAAAAUCUCUCAAAUGAAGAAAAAUUAAACAUUUUGAAGCUACCAAAUUCCAAUGAAGAGAUGUGCAAGUUAAGUGAAUUCACCAAGCACGUUCAAGAGUAUUUCCCGACUGCUACUAAAUUAUAAAACCAAUAUAUUUUAAAAGUAUUAAUUUAUAAAUAAUUUUAUUAAUGUGUGUAUUUAAUGAUAAAAAUUUCACCGCAAUGAACAAAUAUAUGGAUUAUAUCUA
This is a messenger RNA of Dalotia coriaria, 1322 nucleotides long. Its product is annotated as venom acid phosphatase Acph-1-like. Bases 104 to 1219 code for a protein of 371 amino acids. The transcript has 4 exons. Gene Ontology annotation, molecular function: phosphatase activity. The record is from RefSeq and is a predicted model, not a curated record. NCBI's taxonomy places the organism in Eukaryota, Metazoa, Arthropoda, Insecta, Coleoptera, Staphylinidae. Gene Ontology annotation, biological process: dephosphorylation.